UUAGAGGGCAGCCUUGUGGAUGGCCCCGAAGCAAGCCAGAUGGAACAGGAUAGAACCAACCAUGUUGAGGGCAACAGACUGAGUCCAUUCCUGAUACCACCGCCUUCUCACAUUUGCCAGCCAGAGUCAUUGGCAGUGAAGCUACAGAAUGGCAGUCCAUUAACAGAGAGGCCUCACCCAGAAGUAAAUGGUGAAAAUAAGUGGCUAUCAUUCAAGAACAAUUAUGGAAUGCCCCCUACGAAGGGAAGCCAGAAUAAUUGUGUCAGCCCAGACUUCAUACAUGAAGAUAGAGAGUAUCCCAAGUGUAUGCAAAAUGGGGGAAUAAAACGUACUUCUAGUGAGCCUUCCCUCUCUGGAUUCCAUCAGAACAAGAAAGUGAAACAAGAUCAAGAUGUCAAUGGGGAAAGAGAUGACUUCAGGGGAAAUCAAGAAGUAAAUAGUCAAGGUGAAAGCAGCAGUCAACCAAAUGUCUCCAAUUCAUGUAACAAGGUGCCUGUGAACUUCACAGUUCAGGAAGAAGCAGCCUCAGAUUUUCCCUGCUCCACAAGGCGUAAUUGCAGCGGGUCCGAAAACCCAGAAUUCAAAAAUCAAAAUGAGCAGGAGAGGAAAAAUGUUAGUUACUCAAACAAGAACGUUGUAUUAUAUCUUAAAAACAAGGCAGUGCCAAUGCCUAAUGGUGCUACAGUUUCUGCCUCUUCUAUGGAAAACACACAUGGUCAACUCCUGGAAAAAACACUGUCUCCCUAUUAUCCAGAUCGUGUUUCCAUUGCAAUGCAGAAAACCACAUCUCACAUUAAUGCCAUUAAUAGUCAGGCUACUAAUGAGUUGUCCUAUGAGGUCACUCAUUCAUCCCAUACCUCAGGGCAGAUCAACUCCCCACAGACCUCAAACUCUGAGCUGCCUCAAGUGCCAGCUACAGUGGUGCCUGAGGUCUGCAACGCUGAUAACUCCAGUAUACCAGCUACAAUGCCAGGUAGUUACCCCCUUCAGAAGCCAGAACAACAGGUGCAGCAACAGAAAUCCAUUUUUGAGAUAUGUCCCUCUCCGGUAGAGAAUAGUAACCACCAAGGAACCACAGAGCUGGUACCUGGUGAAGAAUUCUGUCUAGGUUCCAGAAACAACCUGCAAAUUUCUGGUGGCACCUCUGAUGGAUAUUCAAAGCAAACUAAAAUGAGCGGAGUUUACUUGAAGCAAAACUCUGUGUUUGCUAAGGAUUCUUUCAUUGCUACUACACCUCCAUCACCACCCCAAUCAUCUCCUCUUCCUUUUCUUCUUCCUCUUCCUCCUCCUCCAGUUCCUCAACCUCCCUCAGAAGUGGAAAGCACUCUGCAUGAUGAGGUGACAGAAAAGCCCCAUCACUACCCUAGCCAAAGUGAAGAAAAUCUUCUAAGGGAAAUGAAGAAUGAGGGGCUGUCAGGCGGCCCUAUGUCCCAGAGUCCUGACCUAUCCACAUGUGCUACCAAAUCUUUGAUGUUUCCAGAGAAGCCUCAGAAUAACUGUGUCCACAGAAAUGAAAUUCCAGCUUCCAUGAUGGCAUCGACAGUUCCUUCAUGCUCUGAGGAAAGAAAGCCAAUAUCUGAACAGAUCAACCAGCGACCAGAAGCCAUUAGAAGUGGUAGAGAUCUCCAGCAACACUACCAGAAGCUGAUUGGACAAAAAGACCAAGAAAUAACAAGUAAAAAUGAGAGGAAGGAGGCAAAAGACCAAGUACUACAAACUCAGUCAUAUGUGAAACCGGGUUGGAUUGAGCUGACUUCCUCUCACUUUCAUCAAGGAGAAUCUCACCCAAAGUCUAAGGAGGAAUUACUGAGGAUGAUGCUUCAGUAUCAGUCCAAUAAAGUCGAUCAGAUGACCUCAAAACAAUAUACCAGGGGCCACAGCAUAUCCAAAGGAACCCCAGGGCAAACUCAUAUCCAGAAAAUGGUGCAACAGGAACAGAUGCCCCAGAUGUACCAAAUGGAGAGUGCCCAAGUGCAGUCUCAGGCCCCAAUGGACCAGUUCCAAAAGCCUUCACCCCAAAUGCCCCUUCCCAAGAUGGAACCCCCACUUCAGGCCCAUAUGCAGGCACACUGCAUGCCAAAAUUUCCUUUUCAGGCAAGACCAGAUCACCAAGCUGAGAAACCAUUAUGCCCACUCCUGAAGCAGCCGCACUUGAACCCUCAGGCUGCAGAGACUGAGCCAUUCUUACCCUCUCACCUCUUGCAGCCUUCGCUGCAGAAACAGGCAGCUCAAGGACAAUUGCCUCCGAACACAUCCCGCACUCUAAACCAUCAGCAGCAAAAACUCCAAGGGAAGAAUAAAGAACCAGGGGCGCAGACUUUUUCUCAUUCACAGGGCAGCAAUGAACAACAGAGAGAAAGGCCCUCCUUUGGCCAGAUGAAAAGGGAGGAAUGCCUUCAUUCUGAAAGUCAGUAUAGCAAGGCAAAUGAGUUCCUGUCUCAUAACACACAUGUGGGGCUAGAGCAGGGACACAAUAUCAAUAGAAGAAACUCUUCUUAUGGCCAGAUGUUGAAAUCAAACAUAAACAACAUGCAGCUUUCAUGCCAAAACAAUGUACACUUGGCUUCGGAGAGGAAGGACAAUGCAAUCAGUUCUGAAUUCUUCAUAGGAAACAAAACACAGGACUUGCAUCAGAUGCAAUACUUUCCAAAUAAUGCAACUUCAAAGCCAGGUGUGUCUCAUGGGUGCUUUCAAGAACAGAGACGUAACAUGCAACAAGCAUCGACCCAUCAACGGUUACCACCCCAACUGCCACAGGGAUAUCACAGUAAGAACCAAGACUUGCCUAGCAAGCGAGUGACCCAGGACCUUCAGCAAAGGUACUCUUUGCCUCACCAGACGACUGCCCCACCUGUAACAGAACAGAAAGCAAGUCACAUGCAAUCACCUCCACAAAAGGACUUCCAAAAGCAUGCUGCCCUUCGGUGGCACCUCCUGCAAAGGCAAGAGCAGCAACAAGCCCAGCAAGCCAAGGCUGAGGCUUGCCACAGACAGAUGCUCAAGCCAAUUAAGGUGGAAGCUGAAGCUAAGCCAAAUGCCUGUAUGCGCUCCUUGGCAGGACCGCCAGAGAACAAAGCAUGGAAGAAGGCUGCAAAGCAAGAAGUUCAGCACUUGGGGUGUGAUCAGACACAACAAAAGAGCAUCAUUGAGACCAUGGAACAGCAGCUGAAACAGAUUCAGGUUAAGUCCCUGUUUGAUCACAAGGCCCUUACUAUCAAGUCACAAAAGCAUGUGAAAGUGGAAAUGGCAGGGCCAGUCACUGUGUUAACUAGAAAUACCAGUGCUUCAGAACUUAAUGGGCAUGCCCCAACAUCAGAGCAGCAAGCAGCUUCUUCCUCUGAAAAAACACCCACAAAAAGAACAGCUGGUUCUGUUCUCAAUCAUUUUUUAGAGUCACCUUCCAAGUUGCUAGAUACACCUAUAAAAAAUUUAUUGGAUACACCUGUCAAGACCCAAUAUGAUUUCCCAUCAUGCAGUUGUGUAGAGCAAAUUAUUGAAAAAGAUGAAGGUCCUUUUUAUACCCAUCUAGGAGCAGGUCCUAAUGUGGCAGCUAUUAGAGAAAUCAUGGAAGAAAGGUUUGGACAGAAGGGUAAAGCUAUUAGGAUUGAAAGAGUCAUCUAUACUGGUAAAGAAGGCAAGAGUUCUCAGGGAUGCCCUAUUGCCAAAUGGGUAGUUCGUAGAAGUUCCAAUGAAGAAAAGCUACUGUGUUUGGUGCGGGAGCGAGCUGGCCAUACCUGUGAGGCAGCUGUGAUUGUGAUCCUCAUCCUGGUGUGGGAGGGAAUCCCACUCACCCUUGCCGACAGAUUAUACUCUGAACUCACUGAAACGCUAAGGAAAUAUGGCACUCUCACCAAUCGACGGUGUGCACUAAACGAAGAACGAACCUGUGCCUGUCAGGGGCUGGAUCCAGAAACCUGUGGUGCCUCAUUUUCUUUUGGCUGCUCAUGGAGUAUGUAUUACAAUGGAUGUAAGUUUGCCAGAAGCAAGAUCCCAAGGAAAUUUAAGCUGCUUGGGGAUGAUCCAAAAGAGGAAGAGAAAUUGGAAUCCCAUUUGCAAAAUUUAUCUACUCUGAUGGCACCUACAUAUAAGAAACUUGCACCUGAUGCAUAUAAUAACCAGAUUGAAUAUGAGCAUAGAGCCCCAGAGUGCCGCCUGGGAUUAAAGGAAGGUCGCCCAUUCUCUGGAGUCACUGCCUGCCUGGAUUUCUGUGCCCAUGCCCACAGAGACUUACACAACAUGCAAAAUGGCAGUACACUGGUUUGCACACUCACCAGAGAAGACAAUCGGGAGGUUGGUAGAACACCCGAGGAUGAGCAGCUCCAUGUUCUGCCUUUAUACAAAGUCUCUAACGUGGAUGAGUUUGGCAGUGUGGAAGCCCAGGAGGAAAAAAAGAGGAAUGGGGCCAUCCAGGUGCUUAGCUCCUUUCGGCGCAAAGUCAGAAUGUUGGCAGAGCCUGCCAAGACUUGCCGGCAGAGGAAACUGGAAGCCAAGAAAGCUGUGGCUGAAAGGCUCUCCUCAUUAGAGAACAGCUCAAAUAAGAAUGAAAAAGAAAAGUCAGCUUCUGGACGUCAAAAGCAGGCCAACUCAGAGACUGCAAACCAUGCUAAACAGUUGGCAGACCUUUUACGACUUUCAGGACCAUCGAUGCAGCAACAGCAGCAGCCACAACAGCAACAUCCCCUGACAAAUAACCCUCAGUCAACUUCUGUCAAUGCUUAUGCUACUUCAGGCCCCCCGAAUCUAUAUAUGAGGCGACCCAACCCAGUUAAUCCUUAUUCCAGCUCUUCCCACCCUUCAGACCUUUAUACUGGGGCCAACUCUAUGAAUCUCUAUACCACCUCAUCCCAGGCUGCAGGUUCUUAUUUGAAUUCUUCCAAUCCCAUGAAUCCCUAUGCAGGGUCUCUGAAUCAGAAUAAUCAAUAUCCGUCUUACCAAUGCAAUGGAAACAUGCCUAUGGAUAACUGUUCUGCCUACUUGGGUUCCUAUCCUUCCCAGUCUCAACCAAUGGAUCUAUACAGGUAUCAGAGCCAAGACCCUCUAUCUAAGCUAAAUCUCCCACCUAUUCAUACACUAUACCAGCAGAGGUUUGGAAAUAGCCAGAGUUUUGGUCCCAAGUACUUGAAUUAUGGAAACCAAAAUAUGCAGGUGGAUCCUUAUAAUAGCUGUACCAUUAGACCCAAUGUACACCAUGUAGGGUCUUUUCCUCCCUACUCCAUGCAUGAUAUGGAUGGCCAUUUCAUGGAAUCUGCUUCAAGGUUACCACCCAAUCUGAACAAUCCAAACUUAGACUAUACAUCUAUGAAUAAAAAUGGUGAACAUCACCCACCACCUCCCCACCUAGUUCAUGAAUACCAUGCUGCUUCGGGUAUAUUCAGUAGUCCUCCUCAUUCCUUCCAUCUCCCAAACAAAGAACGUGAGAUGCUUUCCCACACAGCUAAUGGAUUGUCUAAGAUGCUUCCAGGUUUUAACCAUGAUAGAACUAUUCCUGUUCAAGGAGGCUUAAACAAAUUAAAUGAUGUUAAUCAUCUGGAAAAGCAGCCGCAUGCACCAAGCCAGGGUCUGGCCUCUGCUUCAGAGGACAAUGAUGAUGUUUGGUCGGACAGUGAGCACAGCUUUCUGGAUCCCGACAUCGGUGGAGUGGCAGUGGCCCCAACUCAUGGGUCGAUUCUCAUUGAAUGUGCGAAACGCGAGCUCCAUGCAACCACCCCCUUAAAGAAUCCCAACAGAAACCACCCCACCAGGAUAUCCCUUGUGUUUUACCAGCAUAAGAGCAUGAAUGAACCAAAACAUGGCCUGGCUCUAUGGGAAGCCAAAAUGGCAGAGAAAGCACGGGAGAAGGAGGAAGAAUGUGAAAAGUAUGGCCCAGACUACGUGCCUCAGAAAACCUAUGGUAAGAAAACCAAACGGGAGCCUGUUGAGCCUCAUGAACCUUCAGAACCAACCUACUUGCGCUUCAUCAAGUCUCUUGCCCAAAGGACAAUGUCUGUCACCACAAACUCCACAGUGACUACAUCUCCAUAUGCCUUUACACGGGUCACAGGGCCUUAUAACAGAUAUAUAUGAUGUCACACCCUCUGUUGGUUACCUCAUUUGUAAAGAUGACCACCAACCGGUCAGUGGGGGAGAGUUCUCAUUUUGGUGGGGGGAGGGGGGAGAAACAGAUACCGUAUUUAUGUUCAACAUGGUGGAAUAACCUCAGCACACCAGCAAAAAAAAAAAUGAGGUAGUCUUUACCAUGGCACUUAAUUUCCACUGACUAGUAAUAAGUGGUCACAGAUGCCAGGUAGGAAAUGAGACCAAAGCAUUCUAUGCAAAAAAGAAGAGGGAGGGGCGGAAGUGUUUCACAAUUUACAUUUUGAAAACACUGGUUCUAUUAUGGGAUGAGAUAAUAUGUAAAUGUGAAUUUUCCUUACAACUCUGCACAUCUGUGACCACUUUUAAUAAUAUCGAGUUUGCAUAGUCAUGGAACAAGAGUCAAACAAAUACUAUAGUGUUACAGUAGGAAUCAUAAAAUACCAUCUGGUGCUGAAUAUUUGAUGUACUGAAAGACUGGAAUUAUGGGUUUUUAACAUGCAGUUUUUACUGUAAUCUUAAUAUUAGUUUUUAUUUAUCAAAACAGAUACAUAGAACAUGAAAAUGAAUAGACAGCAAACACUGAAUUUGUUUGGAUAUCCUAAAAUAUGGUGCUAAGAAAAUGGUGUCUUUAACAUAGAAGUUGAACAUGUAAUGCCUUUAUAAUAGUCAAAAUGUUAACAGUGUACUCAAAUGCCUUUGAAUGACAGGGGCACCUUUUCAUCCAAGUUUUUAUCCCAGUUAAUGUAUACUUAGACAAGUUUUUUAAAAUUUUAAAGGCCUCUGGAUUUUGCUCAUCCAGCGAAGUCCUCAUUAGGACAGUAAGCAUAUUGA
Messenger RNA from Trichosurus vulpecula (common brushtail), 6906 nucleotides. It is a transcript of the gene TET2, whose product is annotated as tet methylcytosine dioxygenase 2. The coding region runs from base 40 to 6063 and encodes 2007 amino acids. Gene Ontology annotation, cellular component: nucleus. Gene Ontology annotation, biological process: myeloid cell differentiation; oxidative demethylation; positive regulation of transcription by RNA polymerase II. Lineage: Eukaryota; Metazoa; Chordata; Mammalia; Diprotodontia; Phalangeridae. Gene Ontology annotation, molecular function: DNA 5-methylcytosine dioxygenase activity. The transcript has 9 exons. The record is from RefSeq and is a predicted model, not a curated record.